UAAACCCUAAUUUUGUUCCAAAGCAAAAAAAAAAGUAAAACCCUAAAUCAACGAAACUCAUAAACGAUUCCAGUGAGUUUUUCGAAAGCAUUUCAGUGAAAUUUUCGAUCAAUGAAGACGAAGAAGAAGCAAAAACAAAAAAGUGUUGCAGCUGCAGAAGUUGUUACUCAUGAAGAUUUGGAUUCCACAAUCCAUAACCAUACCCUAUUUUUCGACAAAUUAAUCGAACUCAUUCCAGCGAAAUUCUACCUCCCAACCGAUGAUAACGAGAAGCCAUGGUUUCAAGGUUUAAGCAAAGCUGCAAAAGCAAAAGCAAAGAAACAAACCCAAGAAAACAUCAAAAAGUCGCGAAAAGACCGUUUAGACCCUGAGAAACCGUCUUCAUCAACACUCGAUCUUCUCAAACAAAAUUUAUCAAAACAAAAAGUGACGACUGAUAAUAUCACUGAAGAAAGUGUUACUUACGAAGAAUUACGCGAAAGGCUUCAUCGAAAACUCGAACAAUUUCGUUCAACACGAAACUGUUCUGAUCACGAAAGGAAAAACGAUGAUAAAGAGUUUAAGAGAGGGGUUCAUUUGCAGGAGAAGAAAAGGAGAAGAGAAAGCGAAGGAUUUGGAUCGGGUGAAAGUAAGGAAAUUAAGGUGAAGAAGGAUGAAUUGGAAGAGAAGGUGAAGAAUGAUGCUAUUGAGGCUUCAAAAGAGCUUGUGUUUGGUCAUGUGAAGCUUCAAGACGGUGAAAUUGAUGGGAAUAAGAAGAGGAGAGUUUCGAAGCAAAAGGAGCUUGAGAGGGCUAAGAAGUUGGAGGAAGUGAAGAAGAGUGAUCCUGAGAAAGGUGAAGCUAUUGCGAAGAAGGAAGCGUGGAAAGCGGCGAUGAAUAGAGCCUCGGGGAUUAAGGUUCAUGAUGAUGCUAAAUUGUUGAAGAAGAGUAUAGUGAAGGGGAAGAAGAGGCAGCAGAAGAAUGCGGGGAAAUGGGAGGAGAGGGUUCAAUCAAUGGAUCAGUUGAAGGCGGAGAAACAAAAGAAGAGGUCAGAGAAUAUUGCUGGGAGAAUUAAUGAUAAGAAAAUGAGGAAGAUUGCAAAGAGGGAGAAGAAGUGGAUGAGGCCAGGAUUUGAAGGUCGUAAGCAAGAUUUUAUUACCAAUGGUUCUACUAGUUAACUGCAUGUUUGAAAUCAUGGUCCAAACACUCUAAGUGUGCUUUCUGGAUUUCAGUCAGUGUCUACUGUGAAUCCCACAAUCAAGUGAACACUAGUUGGACUCCUUUCACUUUGAUAUACCAUCAUUUGUUAUCUUUUGUAUUCCUUUUCAAUAACCUUUUAUAUCUCCUGAUUUUACUUAUUUAGUUUCACAGCUUAAGCAGCAUCUUAUAUCAUUUAUCUGAGUUUGGCAUGAUUAUUCAGGAUUGCUGAGAGAUUCUUGGUUCGCAAAAUAGUUAUCUAGUUACUUUUGUUAGGAAACAAGCCAAACUAGUGGCUCAUUUGCUGUCUAGGGCUUCUAUACUCUUACCUUGUUGUCAUGAUCUACAUUAUAUUCCUAGUUUUAUUACUGAUAUAUUU
Cicer arietinum (chickpea) is the source of this 1553-nucleotide messenger RNA. RefSeq lists its product as uncharacterized. Gene Ontology annotation, molecular function: RNA binding; DNA binding. The record is from RefSeq and is a predicted model, not a curated record. Gene Ontology annotation, cellular component: nucleolus. Gene Ontology annotation, biological process: ribosomal large subunit biogenesis; ribosomal small subunit biogenesis. NCBI's taxonomy places the organism in Eukaryota, Viridiplantae, Streptophyta, Magnoliopsida, Fabales, Fabaceae.